Messenger RNA from Lathyrus oleraceus (garden pea), 2679 nucleotides. RefSeq lists its product as uncharacterized. Gene Ontology annotation, biological process: DNA integration. Lineage: Eukaryota; Viridiplantae; Streptophyta; Magnoliopsida; Fabales; Fabaceae. The coding region runs from base 1 to 2679 and encodes 892 amino acids. Gene Ontology annotation, molecular function: nucleic acid binding. The transcript has 7 exons. The record is from RefSeq and is a predicted model, not a curated record.
AUGAGGUUGAAGGUUUAUGAUGAGGAAUUGAAAAUCGAUGUUCGAAACACCAUGAGGUACAAGGAUGAUAUUUGUACUAGUCAUACUAUAGAGGUUCUGGAUCAGGUGACGACAUAUGAUAAUCCUUUGCAUACACCACAAUCACCGUUGGAAAGAGUGUUGAGUUUAUCCAUUUUCGAUUCGGAUAAAGAGGAUUUACGCCUGCCUCAAUCUAGCGAUGAGAAUGAAGAACCAAAGAAGGAAACAGAGUUGAAACAACUUCCUAACAAUCUUAAAUAUGUCUUUCUCGAACCUGAAGGAAAAUGUCCUGCUAUCAUAAACUCGAGCCUUCAAAAUAUCCAAGAAGAAAAGCUCAUCCAAGUCUUGAAAAAGUACAAAAAUGCUAUUGGAUGGGCAUUUGAAGAUUUGAAGGGUAUUAGCCAUACUGUUUGCAUGCAUAAAAUUCUCAUGGAAGAUGACCAUAAAUCGGUAGUCCAACCGCAGAGAAGACUCAAUCCUGCAAUAAAGGAAGUAGUUCGGAAAGAGGUGGUGAAAUUGUUAGACUUGGGUCUUAUAUAUCCUAUUUCUGAUAGCCCGUGGGUGAGCCCGGUUCAUGUUGUCCCUAAGAAAGGGGGGACCACCGUAAUAAAGAAUGAAAAAAAUGAGUUAAUUCCUACUCGAACAAUAAUCGAGUGGCGUGUUUGCAUUGACUACAGAAGGUUGAACACAACAACUAGGAAGGACCAUUUCCCUUUGCCAUUUAUUGACCAGAUGUUGGAGAGGUUUGCCGGGCAUGAUUACUACUGUUUUCUAGAUGGAUACUCCGGGUAUAAUCAGAUUGUUGUAGCUCUGGAAGACCAAGAAAAGACAGCAUUCACAUGCCCGUAUGGGGUUUUUGCUUACAAAAGAAUGCCAUUCAGGUUGUGUAAUGCUCCAACCACCUUCCAACGAUGCAUGGCUUCCAUUUUUGCCGACAUGCUCGAAAAGCAUAUGGAAGACUUCAUGGAUGACUUCUCGGUUUUUGGAUCCUCAUUCGAUAACUGUUUAACUAAUCUCUCUCUUGUUUUAGACAGGUUCCAGAAAAUGAAUUUAAUUCUGAACUACGAGAAAUGUCAUUUCAUGGUGCGUGAGGGGAUAAUGUUGGGUCACAAAAUUUCCUACAAGGGAAUUGAAGUUGACCAAACAAAAGUGGAAGUGAUACCUAAACUCCCACCCCCGGUUAAUGAGAAGGGUAUCAUGAGUUUCUUAGGACAAGCAGGUUUUUACCGCAGGCUCAUCAUAGAUUUCUCAAAAAUUGAAAAAUUGCUGACCACUCUAUUGGUUAAAGAUAAGGCGUUUCUGUUCAACAACGAAUGCCCCAUGGCCUUUGAGACAUUGAAGAGCAAACUGAUUUUAGCACCCAUUGUUAUUGCCCCCAAUUGGUCUCUUCCAUUUGAGAUCAUAUGUGAUGCUAGUGAUAUUGCUAUGAACUACACAACCACUGAAAAAGAGUUAUUGGUUGCGGUUUACGCUUUUGAUAAGUUCAGGAAAUAUUUGUUAGGAUCAAAGGUUGUAGUGUAUACGGACCAUGCCGCUUUGAAAUAUCUGUUUGCUAAACAAGACUCGAAGUCGAGACUUCUCAGGUGGAUCUUACUCCUCCAAGAAUUUGAUGUAGAGAUCCGAGACAAAAGAGGGUGUGAAAACACAGUGGCAGAUCAUCUAUCCUGCAUGUCACCUAUUGAAGAAAUAGAAGAAAAGAGACCGAUAAAGGAUGAGUUCGCUGAUGAACACAUCCUCGUUGUUAUCGGUUUUACUUGUGGGGUGAACCAUUCCUAUACAAAAGAGGAGUGGAUGGGCUGGUCAGAAGAUGUAUCCCGGAGGAGGAGCAAAGGGAUGCACUUAGAGCUUGUCAUGAUUCAGACCAUGGAGGACACUUCAGUGGUAAUCGAACAACGACCAAAGUUCUUCAACCAGGGAAUAGACUUCAUGGGGCCAUUUCCACCAUCCUGUGGGAAAAAUUACAUCUUGGUAGCAGUUAACUAUGUAUCAAUGUGGGUGGAAGUUGUGGCAUUGCCCACCAAUGACUCUAAAGUGGUUGUGACAUUUCUGAAGAACAAUAUCUUUUCGAGAUUCGGGGUGCCAAGAGCACGUAUUAGCGAUGAAGGCACUUACUUUUUGAACAAACUGAUGGAGAAUAUGCUAAAAAAGUAUAAUGUUAAACACAAGAUCGCCACUCCGUAUCACCCUCAAACGAGUGGCCAGGUCGAAGUGUCCAACAGGAAAGACUGGGCAUUAAAAUUAGAAGAUGAAAUAUGGGCGUACAGAACGGCUUUCAAAGCGCCCAUAGAGUUGGAGCACACAUCAUUUUGGGCAUCCAAAUUCUUGAAUUAUGAUCUAGCUAAAGCAGGUGAGUCCCGAAUCCUUCAGCUCCACGAGUUAGAGGAGUUUCGGAAUCAAGCAUAUGAGAACGCCAAGCUCUACAAAGAAAAAACAAAGAAAUGGCACGAUCAGAAGCUGCAGAGAAAGGAGUUUGUCGAGGGACAACUGGUGCUCUUGUUCAACUCCAGAUUAAAGAUUUUUCCAGGAAAGUUGAAAUCCAGGUGGCCGGGUCCAUUUAUGGUUCACAAAGUGUUUCCCCAUGGAGCUAUCAAACUGAAAAAUCCAAAUAAUGGGGAUACCUUCAAGGUAAAUGGACAAAGGUUGAAACACUACUAUAAGUGA